Molecule: messenger RNA, 1302 nt
Organism: Trypanosoma conorhini
Lineage: Eukaryota; Euglenozoa; Kinetoplastea; Trypanosomatida; Trypanosomatidae
Exons: 1
Coding region: 1-1302 (433 amino acids)
Molecular function (GO): protein binding
Source: RefSeq, a predicted model, not a curated record
AUGCAUGGAAAUCCAGGCGGAGUUACACGCCCUGGCCUCAGCAGGCCGAGUGCCGUGGUGCGUGAGCUGCACAAAAACGACGGAACAAACCCGCGAAGUGCGCGCGGCCGUCAGAUUGCCUCCGAAAUGAAGGGUCUGAUGGAGGAUGUGUACGGUGGCGCAGUGACGCAGUGUCCCCCCUCCUCAUCGGGCGUAGGUGGAAAAUACGCACGGUUUAAGCCCUUCUUUAACGCAUCCGCCGUAUCGCGAAGUUGGCAACAAGGUCCUGCAGAUACAACUGGACGCUGCUUUAACGCCAGUGAUCGGAACCUGCUUUGCAUGGACGUCCAUAUUAGGAAUAAAUUGUGCGUGGUGGGCUCCGCGGACCAUGGACUCAAGGUUUUUGAUAUCACGACUGGGAAAGAGAAGAAAAAUCUUUACACCAAAAAUUAUGGUCACACCGAGUGGGUGACUUGUUGCAAGUUUCUUCAAAACAGUGGCCAGAUCAUCUCUGGUGGAAUGGACAGUAAACUGUGCCUUUGGGAGGCCACAGGACCUGUACGCUGCAGCGAUCUACUGGGCCAUACCGGCAGUGUCAGUCAAGUGGAAGUUAACAGUUCAAGUAAUAUCGCCGUCAGCAGCAGUUAUGAUCGUACCAUGCGUCUCUGGGAUUGCGGCGGCAGCGGCGGCGGACGUUGUCUAGCGACACUCGCUGGGCAUAAGGCACCUGUGAUGAUGUUUUCCUGGUGCGGGGCGCAGGUGCUUUCAGGCGAUCGUCAAGGCACGGCAAAGAUGUGGGACCUUGAAACAGGCGACUGCCUCGCCACAAUGGCCACCAAACGUGGGCAGAUUGGGUCCCUCUGGCAUCUUCUUCACACGAGUGUGGGCCUCCUUUCCGCCAUUGGGGAUCAGGGUGGCGUUGUCACUGUCAUGGACUUCCCUCGCACAGGUAGUAAGCCCAUUUUUCAAGACGUUUUACACCCUGGCGGCGUCGUUAGCGGCAUCCGCUCCAUUGACGAGACACCGUACUUAGUCACAGCAGGUGCAGAUAAAGUCAUACUCACCUUGGACCCUCGCGCAAGCUUUGCCGAAGUGCACCGCUUCACCGACCACCGCGACUUUAUCUACUCCCUUGAGACAUUUGGACCGCUGGUGCUCUCUGGUGGGGGUAACGGCUGGCUGCUUGUGCAUGACACCAUGACAGGGAAGUGCUGCUACGGCCUUGGAGCCAAUGCGGCCGCUGUGCGUGAAAUUUUUGCCACCCCCGAACAUUUGGUGACGGCCGGUGACGACGGCAACGCGAUGGUGUAUGACUAUAUGUAA